AUGGAAAUUCAAUCUUGUGAAAUCGGUAAAGUGCCAGUUAAAACUAUGUCUAAUCUACUUGAUCUUCUUCCUAUAGAAUUAAUACCAUUUAUUACAAAGUAUCUUCCGAUUCAGACCUUUAGAGCUCCAGUAAAAGAAUUCUAUACAAAAGUAGAUUAG
Entrophospora sp. SA101 is the source of this 159-nucleotide messenger RNA. NCBI's taxonomy places the organism in Eukaryota, Fungi, Glomeromycota, Glomeromycetes, Entrophosporales, Entrophosporaceae. The record is from the annotation of a GenBank genome assembly.